This is a messenger RNA of Suillus discolor, 978 nucleotides long. Its product is annotated as casein kinase I isoform delta. Gene Ontology annotation, cellular component: cytoplasm; nucleus. Gene Ontology annotation, molecular function: ATP binding; protein serine/threonine kinase activity. The record is from RefSeq and is a predicted model, not a curated record. The transcript is spliced from 3 exons. NCBI's taxonomy places the organism in Eukaryota, Fungi, Basidiomycota, Agaricomycetes, Boletales, Suillaceae. Gene Ontology annotation, biological process: peptidyl-serine phosphorylation; signal transduction. The annotation marks the transcript as partial.
GUGGAUGGUAGAUUUAGGCUGGGAGAUGUUUUAGGAUCUGGCUCAUAUGCUGUCGUAUAUUCUGCACGGAACAUCAUCAAUGAUGAUCAUGUUGCUCUCAAACUUGAAACUAUUGUCGACCACUCAUCUUCUGUAGAGCAUGAAUACCACAUUUUGAAACAACUUGAAGGCAGAGUUGGCAUCCCCCGCACCCUCUGGUUCGGUAGAGAGUCAGCAUAUCAUGUUCUGGUUCUUGAACUUCUUGGGCCAUCACUCCACCAGCUUUUCCUCGCAAACAAUCGAAGAUUCAGCCUUCUCAAUGUCGUGAAUCUAGGAGACCAGUUGGUCAGUCGUUUGCUCUCAUGUCUCGAGUACAUCCAUUCACACAAUUAUAUUCACGGUGACAUCAAACCGCAGAACGUCUUGGUGGGUCUUGGAAGUUUGAGGCACACCACCUUUAUCAUUGAUUUUGGUAUCACGAAGACAUACUGGAACACUACAAUGAGUGACCAUAUACCAUUUCGCCAUGGUCAAAGUCUCUCUGGCACUCCUGGAUUCGCCUCAAUCAACAAUCACUUAGGAGUUGAACCAGGUCGUCGUGAUGAUCUUGAGUCACUUACCUAUAUGUUAAUAUAUUUCUUACGCGGUUCCCUUCCAUGGUUAACCAGUGACGAUGAGAAGUUGUCCAGCUCUACGAUACUCGAACGCAAAGCAUGUGCUACCAUUGCAGAUAUAUGUCUUGACAUCCCCAUUGAGUUCACGACCAUUCGUAUUUACACACGCUCUCUCGCAUUCGCAGAAGAUCCUGACUAUGAUCACCUUUGUUCAUUACUUCACGGUCUUCGUGUCACAUUGCCUGCACCAGCUAUGUGCAAGAUGGAUUUUAGCCUGCCUGAUGAUCCUGCUAUACACCCCCCUCCAUUAUCUGACCAGUGUUGUGUGGCCAAAGCAAUGUCGACAUGUCCUCCAAAGGCAAUGGACAGAUCGACUCGUGUGUGA